Molecule: messenger RNA, 1572 nt
Organism: Mucor velutinosus
Lineage: Eukaryota; Fungi; Mucoromycota; Mucoromycetes; Mucorales; Mucoraceae
Exons: 4
Coding region: 1-1572 (523 amino acids)
Biological process (GO): mitochondrial protein processing; protein quality control for misfolded or incompletely synthesized proteins
Cellular component (GO): mitochondrial inner membrane
Molecular function (GO): metalloendopeptidase activity
Source: RefSeq, a predicted model, not a curated record
AUGUUUCAGCAUUUUCUACAAAGACAAUCCACUCGUAUCUUCAGCAGACAACCACUCUCUUUGUGCUCUGGAUGCUACCGACAGCAGAAAACAACGCUCCUUCCCAAACGAUUGCCAGCAACAAGAGGAUUUCAUACGACCCGACCUACAAAAGUGCCCAUUGUGCCCAUACCAGCCAUCAUAUUGGGUGCUCUGAAAACUGGAAAAUUAGUUAGUCUUGUAUCCUUAUCAUCUAAAACAUCAUUAACAUUAUUGCCUCAUACCUUCCGUAGAGGCAGUAAAGGUGAUUUGAUAGCAAAAGUACUAGCUGGUAUACCAUUGUUUGGUUUUACGUUAUUACUGGUGGUUGGCUUGGAUCAAGCACCAAACACAUCUCGGUUGAGAUUGAUCUACCUCAGUGAAGAAGAAGAGGCUGAAAUUGUAGAGGCAGAAAUAGACACCUUAUUAGAAGCGCAGAGUGGAUUAGUGGCACCAAAAGAUAGCGAAGUCGUCAUGUGGUUGCAAACGAUUGUGGAUAAUUUGGCUGGUCCUGCUGUAGACGAUAUUCGUGACCCUGUCCGUCGCUAUGCGGAUGAUAAUCAUGCGCUGCAAAGAAGCAGGCAGAUACAAGUCGUGCCUUCCAACCUGCCCACAAGCGGCGAAGUGGAUGUCAUGGUCAGCACAGAGCAAGAAGAGGAAGAGUUCCGUCCAGCCAUUCCCAAGCGAGAUUUCGAGGUCAAUGUGAUUUGGGAUUCAACGACAGUCAACGCCAUGUGCGCAGGAUCUCGCUUGAUUGUGUACAACUUGCUGAUUCACUACAUGGACUAUGAUACCACCAGAAUGGCAGUGAUACUGUCUCAUGAGAUUGCUCAUUCGCUGCAACGGCAUUUUGUGGAGCAGCACGGAUUCGCCUCGCUCAUGUUCAUGUUGGGCGAUAUUACACGUGGUGUAUUUUGGAUGAUUACCGAGUCUAUGGGCCCCUAUGUCAAUCAAAAGAUCAAUGAGUAUAUAUCCACUUUUAUCACACUGGAAACGCAGACAACAUACAAUAGAAAGCUAGAAAAAGAAGCGGAUUUAGUAGGGUUGAAGAUAUUGGCAAAGGCAGGCUAUGAUCCUCGAGCAGCUGUCGAUGUGUGGCAGCGAAUGGCAGACUUGGAAUCAGAACUAGGCGAGGAUCUCAAGAACAACAAGGACCCUGUAGUGCAAAGUAGAGCGGUCGCAGCAGCCAAGCGAUCCAUUCCAGCGACCACAACACCGAAAGCCGAGGAAAAAUAUGAAGAUUUGGAAUAUGGCGUGCGAGAGUUUCUGGAUUCGCUUGUCAAUUCAUGGUUUGGCUCCAGCCAUCCACCCAACAUAGAGAGAAUAGAGUACAUGCAAGAGCAUUUGGAGGAAGCCAUCCUGAUAUACGAACAAGCACUAAAGAUGAACGGACCACCCAAGGAGUUUAUAUUUAGCGAAGAUCUUCAAAACAAGAUGGAGUUGACCAACGUAUCCAGCCAUGGCGUCAUUCGCUACGUCGCUAGCUGGUUAUCAUCGCUUUAUUCGUGGUCAUCAAACACCAAGAACAACGAUACUACAUUGGCAAUGGAUUAG